Molecule: messenger RNA, 3745 nt
Organism: Nymphalis io (European peacock)
Lineage: Eukaryota; Metazoa; Arthropoda; Insecta; Lepidoptera; Nymphalidae
Product: GTP-binding protein 2-like
Exons: 18
Coding region: 336-3014 (892 amino acids)
Biological process (GO): translational elongation
Molecular function (GO): GTPase activity; translation elongation factor activity; GTP binding
Source: RefSeq, a predicted model, not a curated record
AAAUAUUUCAUCAGACAAAGUGGGGAUUUCAAAGAUAUUUCAUAAUAUGCACAACAAUUUCUUUAUUGUGUAAUUGUAACAGCUAAAUUCUAACCGGGCGCGUUAAAGACAUAUCUCUCCUAAGUUACUGUCACAAAAUCAAUACUCGUAGUAUUGUGCUUAUUUCAUUGUUGUUUGUACAGUUGAAAAUAUUAUUGUUUUUGUUACGUCAUUGUAAAUAGUUUGGCAGCGGUUUUGCUUGUGUACAAUUUGUUUAUUCGCUUGAAUCGUGUUGGUGAGAGCAAUAGGUUUUAUGUGACCUUGAACCCAGAUCUAAACAGCUGUUAAGUACAAAAAUGGACUCGUUCUUCAGCCUCUUCGAUCCGUCAGAUAGCAAUACGAACAGACAGAAUAAUAAGAAAAAACAUAAAAACGAUCAAGAGAACGGCAGGAAGAACCCAGACGCACCCAAGGGAAGGCGGAGAGGUCGGCGUUCCCAGGGGAAGAAUGAAACGCUUCCAGAGGAAUCUUCGUUUUUGUGUGAACCGGAUCUCAGCACUGAGAUACUAGUUAAGGAUUACAGCUACAUUGAGAACUACAUCGAAGUGAAUAAGAGAGAUGAAGAUACAAAAGGGGACGAGAAGAAACCACGCAGAAGGAACUCGGGCAGGAAGAACAGAAGGAAGAAGAACAAAGUAUCGCCAGCGAAGGACGUCCUAACAACAGCAUGGCAGAGUUCAUCACAAGAAGUACCGGAACCGUUGAAUAAUCAAUCGUCGAUACCAAAGGUCUGUGACGAGAAAAUCGGGAAGAACGUCAACGAUUUGAAAUCGGAAGACGAUUUUAAGAAGACGAAGAGGAAACCGACCAAUGAUGAUGAGGAUGCAACGAGAAGUGGGACAAAGUUUGCCGAUAGAGUGUACAAUGUCAUCGAUAAGUUGGAGAAGGUCAGGAUCAAGGACGAUAUGUAUUUAGCUGGUGAUUUCAAUUCCGAGGACUUGGAGAGUGACUUCUUCUACAGCUCUGAUGAUAUGGAAGACUUCUGCGAUGAUACAACAUCCGACGCCGACGAUUCCGGCGACGAGUGCUACGGGAGUCUACCCCCGGAGCCUCGUUUCGGGAACGUCGAGUACAAACUGCAGCUGGUCUCGCCGUGCGAGCGACGCUUCCAGCACCUGGUGACGCAACUGAAGUGGCGGCUGCGCUCGGGCGGCGGCGCGGCGGUGUACGUGGUGGGCGUGCGCGACUGCGGCGCGCUGCGCGGGCUGAGGGCGGGCGCGCUGCGGGCGUCGCUGCGCGCGCUGCGGGACAUGGCGCGCGCGCUCGGCGCCGCACUCGUGGGCGCGCGGGCCCGCCGCGUGGCGCCCGCGCGGGCCGUCGCCGAGGUGUACAUCCGCAAGCUGGCGGACACGCAGCAGAGCGUCGAGCUUCGGGUCGCGGUGAUGGGGGCGAACGAGGCGGGCAAGUCAACGCUUAUAGGCGUUCUCACUCAAGGUGAACUCGAUAACGGUAGAGGGAGCGCUCGCCUGAACAUGUUCAGGCAUUUGCACGAAGUGAAAAGUGGUAGGACGUCCUCGCUCAGCCACGAGAUACUCGGCUUCGAUGCUCAGGGUAAUGUCGUCAACUACGGUUGUUCCGAGCUGAUGACAGCGGAGCGCAUCGGAGAGAGGAGCGCGAAGCUGGUGUCUUUCCUGGACCUGGCGGGCCACAGCAAGUACCAACGUACCACGCUCCACGGGCUCACGGGUUACUCCCCGCACUACGCCAUGCUCGUUAUUUCGGCAACAGCCGGUAUAACUCGCAUCACAGAAGAACACAUCGGUCUUCUGCUGGCUUUGGACAUGCCGUUCUUCGCAGUCAUCAAUAAGUGUGAACUGGUUAGCAACAUCAACGCUGUUGUAGCGAGGCUGGCUCAAUUGUUGGAACCCGCUAAUAAGAAACCGCUGUUAAUAACUGACGAGAAUAUGGCAAGGAACUGCGUUGCGCCGCAAAAGUCGAUACUGGACACCAUAGACAAUGUAGACGAGGAAAUCAAAAAGGAUGAGGAGGUGGCCGUGUUCCCGGUGAGCUGCGUGCGCGGCGCCGGCCUCAACGCGCUGCACGCGUGCCUGCUGGCGCUGGCGCCGCGCCGCGACCUGCAGCGCCCCGAGGACGAGGCGUGCGAGUUUCAAAUAGACGAAAUUUUCCACGUAGGGGACUCGACGGGGCCCGUCGUGGGGGGACUGCUCGCGCGAGGGCGACUCUACGAGGGCGACGAACUUAUCAUAGGACCUCUGGAGUCCGGCGAGUUCGCGGAGAUAUCCGUGCGCACGAUAUACCGCAACCGCGUCCCGUGCGGCAGCGUGCGCGCGGGACAGUCGGCGUCGCUGGGCCUGGGGCGCUUCCCGCCGGGACUGCGGCAGGGCAUGGUGCUGCUGGCGCGGCCGGGGGGCUACGCCGCGGGACACGAGCGGCCCACCUUCGGGGGCUGUCCGCCCGGGACUUGCAGAGGACGACAGAUAUCAGAACUAGUCCACUCGUCGCAAGCUUCGGAGAAGAAUCGAAAGAACGCGAGGAGACAGAACAAGAAUAUCCUCCAGGACAUCGCCAACGUGAAGAACAGCCUCACGAAAACAUCGGACACGAAGUGCACGAACGUGUACGUGUCGGACGACGGGAGCAAGUACAGCGACGCGCACGUGUCGAGCGACACGCAGGACAAGUGCGUGUGUGACGACCUGGUGUUCCUCGAAGACCCAAACGACCCUAGAGGCUGUAUAUACUUUCAGGCAUCCGUGCAUGUCCUGAGACACUCCACGGCCAUCUACCCAGGGUUCCAGUGCUCUGUGCAUGUCGGGAACGUGCGUCAGACGGCCAUUAUCGAGGGUAUAAUGUCUCCGAACAACGUGCUGAGGGCGGGCGAGGGGGCCUCCGUGCUGUUCAGGUUCGCCCGCUGUCCGGAGUACCUCGUGCGGGGCCGCCGGCUGCUGUUCACGGCGGGGCUGGGGACCAGAGCCAUCGGCCGGGUCACGCAAACCUUCCCGUACAUACCAUGAAUUCUAUAGAACACGGCUCCAAUGUAAAAUUCGAGAUCUCUCUAGAAUAUUCUAGAUAAAUUAAAUAUAUUAAUUGUAUCUGUAACCAGUUUUCUUGUCGUGUUCACUUCAUGAUUGCGUGGGGGCGUUUCGCCUUGCGGAUUAAAUUACAAAAAACGACAAACGAUGAUGGUAUUUUUAUGUUAUAUAAAAACAGUGUUGCCAACCUCUUAGAAGCAUCCUCCCCUAGCACCAUCUCAAAAGCCCCCCGUUUCCUCCUGACGGAUGAAUUGAAACAAAUACAAAAUAAAUUUAUAAUAUGAUGUUAAAAAAAAAGCAAAUCAAGUACUGCAAGUAGCAUUAGUAAACUUGAAAUAUACUCAAUUAAAUGAAGCUGAAGAGUUAAUCCCCGGAGAGAAUUUCUUUAAAAAAAUGUUCCUCCUAAAAAAUGUCUGACCUGAAAAUAUCCUAUUUGAUUUCAUCUGACAUAGCCCUAUUUAGGGGGAAAACCCCCAAGUUGGCAACACUGUAUAAAAAAAUGUGGACCAUCCAUAUAAACUUUCAUAUAUUUAACACUAGCGACAAAUUUUUAAUAAACCAUCAUAUGUGAUCGAGCAAAUUUUCGCUCAUAACUCAUUUUUAUUCAGUCAGUUAAUUAAUCAGUGUCAGAGUUUUUAUUACGUAUAUAACAUACAUGCAAAACGUCUAUGCUUAUGUAUAAAUAAUAUUGCAAUAUAUAAAGGCUUAUAUAU